AUGGCGGAAGGAGGGAUCCAGGGAUUGCUGGAGGGGUGCAUCUCCCACAUCAUCUCCUUCACCUCUCCAGCUGAUGCUUGCCGGUUGGCCGCUGUGUCCCAGAUCUUCCGGUCGGCGGCGGUGUCCGACUCCGUCUGGGAUCGGUUCCUGCCGCCUGACAUCUCGGAGAUCGUCUCCCGCGCGGUUCAUCCCGUGGAGUACUUUUCCAAGAAGGAUCUGUUCUUCCGGCUCUGCCGAUCCAUCCUCGUCGACGGCGGCGCCAAGGUGUUAGAUCAUAUUCACAGUUGAAAAUUAUCCUGAGAUUUCAAUUAUAUAGAUCUCCGUUUCAGUUUUGCCGAUAGGUUUGCGGAGAAAUUGCGGCCUGAUUUUUUUCUGUAUCAUAAAUGCGAUCGCAUUCUUUUUGGAUGAACGAUUUGGCGUUUUUGGCCACCAAGCGAUCCGAAGCCUUCGAUUCCCCCCACUGUUGCCUCUAUAUAUGCCAGAGGGUUGGACCUCAUUGAUUGCCAAUUUUGUAACUUUCUCUGCUGCUCAAUAUGCAGAGCUUUGCAUUGGAGAGAUCAAGCGGUAAAAAAUGCUUCCUACUGUCAGCGAGGGAGCUGACGAUCAUCUGGGGAGACACACCACACUACUGGGACUGGAUUUCUGUUCCCGGGUCGAGGUUUGCUUCCUCUUUCUUUCCUGUUCGUGACAACGAGUCUUGCGGACACCACGUAUGACUCCAUCUGAUUUUGUACGGUUCCCCAAUUUCAUCUCAUCUGGAUCGCCACAAAGUUCAUAGACUUGGACGAUCUUCUGUCUAGACGAUCAUCGUCCUCGAAUGACCAAUUGGGAACUACUAUUCUUUCGAUUUUGGCCUUACGUCCUUUGAAUGAUCGACAUCAGAUUCUUCUCGUCGAUCGUACUGAUUCCAUGCCUCCGAUCUACCCGGCAACACAGGACGAUUCUUACAUCUUGUUCAGUCACUUACCCUGAUCGGUGCGAACCUGUUCUAAUCGGAGAAACCAUCGCUCCCCAGGUUCUCGGAGGUGGCACGGCUGCUGGACGUUUGUUGGCUGGAGAUCCGUGGAAAGAUAGAAUGCGGAAUGCUCUCUCAGAAGACGAGUUACGCUGCUCAUCUUAUCUUCAAGAUCACCGAAGAAACCUACGGUCUUGGCUUCCCCCAGCAGGCGUCGGUCAAACUCGGAGACUCCACGUCCGAGAAAACAGUUUGUCUGCACCCAGAUCAGCCCCAGCAACGACCGUGGUGGAGGGGUCCCCUCCAGUGGCCGCUGGCUCCGGUGGCCGGUGAUCCAGCCCUUCCAGCGGCGGCCCCUGCGCCGCCGCCCCUGGAGGAGGAGGGAGCUCCCUGGGGAAGAGACGACGGGUGGAUAGAUAGAGAUUGGUCGGUUCUUCUGUGAUGACGGAGACGAUGGGGAGGCCAUGUUUGCCGUGACGGAGACCAGGGGAGGGCACUGGAAGCGUGGGCUGCUCGUGGAGGGGAUUGAAGUUAGGCCUGCCAGUUAG
Molecule: messenger RNA, 1503 nt
Organism: Spirodela intermedia
Lineage: Eukaryota; Viridiplantae; Streptophyta; Magnoliopsida; Alismatales; Araceae
Source: the annotation of a GenBank genome assembly